AUGGCAAACGACGCAUCCGUCACGAGAGUUUCCAAGGACGAUGUGAGCGUCACGAUGAUAGAUGACCUCAAGCAGAUACCAUCAAUCCCAAUUGAUCUCGACGAUCCGCACCGUGGUGCCUUGGAGGACAAUCCUGAACAUGCAGAAAGGCUCUCCGGUCGAUUGGUCCUUGCUGUCAUCUCUUUGUGCCUCUCAUACGUCUGUCCGAUAUCAUGCGGCUUCAUCAUGCCCUCGGCCAUCCUGGUCCAAAUCGGCACGGACCUCGGAGACACGAUCAACAUCACUUGGAUUGUGGGAGGUUGGUCCAUCGCAUCGUCCGUUUCGUUCUCGAUCGCUGGCAGCUUGAGUGACAUCUUUGGACGUCGAUACACUGUCAUUAUUGGCGAGGUUCUCGCCAUCGUCGGCUCUGUCAUUGCGUGUACAUCGAAGACCACGCUGAAUGUCGCCGCUGGUUCGACGGUCAUUGGAUUCGGCUGCGGCAUCAUCUUCGUGUCGUACGCGGGCAUAUCGGAGCUCCUGCCAAACAAAUGGCGCGGCACGGGCAUCGGUCUCACAGAAACAUGCAUAACAAUCCCAUGGUCCACCGCCAGCGUCCUGAUCGCAUCGACCCUAAAUUCUCGAACAGCAGCCGGCUGGCGCUGGUGCUACUACAUCGGCAUUACAUACGGAGUCAUCAGUCUGGCCGGCACAGUCGCCUUCUACUUCCCGCCCAAACGACCACAGUACGACUUUGACCGGACGAGAUGGCAACAAAUACGGGAGAUCGACUACAUUGGCUGUGCGCUAUACGCCACCGGUCUGACUUCAUUCCUGAUCGGACUCACAUGGGGAGGCCAAGCCAACCACCCUUGGAAGGGUGCUUCCGUCCUGGUCCCGCUGGUCCUUGGAGUCUUCCUGCUGAUCGGCUGUUUCGCCUACGACUUCACGCUCGCCAAACAGCCCUUCUUCCCGCGGAAGCUGUUCUCGCAGUUCCGCGAGUAUACACUCCUGCUGGUCAUCGUCUUCGUGGCGGGAAUGAUGUUCUACUCCAUGGCCAGUAUUCUACCACAGGGGACGCUCUACAUGUUCACCAGCGAUCCCAUUCAAAUUGGCCUCGUCGCACUGCCGAAUGGUUUCGGCCAGCUGCUUUUUGGCGGCUGUCUUACAUUGCUGAUGGGAAAGAUCGGACACUUGAAGCUGCAGUUGAUCGUCUUGCUGACGCUUCAGACGCUUUUCAUCGCGGUGCUGGCUGCGACCAUCCCGGACAAUAAAACUGCUUGGUCGGCUUGUCAGUUCUUCGCCGUCGGACCGUUCACGCUGCUUACCCUCGUGUGCUAUGUGAUUGCCGGACUGAACGUCCCACUGCGACACAUAGGUCUGGCAUCCGGUCUGAUUGGUACAUCCCGCAGCGCCGGAGGCAGUCUCGGUAACGCCAUCUUCGCCUCCAUCCUCCGCGGCGUCGUCAACCCCCGCCUAGCGCCCUCAAUCGCCCGCGUCGGCCUCGCCGCCGGCCUCACCCCCGAGGAUCUCCAGACGUUCAUCCCAGCCGCCAUCACCCAAAACCUCGGCGUUCCCGGAUCAUACGCCGCGCUCCCACAAGUCAGCCCAGCGCUGCAAGACGCCGCGAACCAGGCGAUCCGCGAUGUGUACGCUGUUGGGUUCCGGCGGGUGUUUUAUGCGACUAUACCGUUUGGCGUGCUGGCGAUUGUGUGUGCGUGUUUCAUCACGGAUCCGUCGAUUUAUCUUACGAAUCAUACUUCUGUGCAUAUGGAAGGGGAGGGAAGGGAGCAUGGGGCGAAGGGGAAGGGGGAGGAUGGGUGA
Zymoseptoria tritici IPO323 is the source of this 1800-nucleotide messenger RNA. Its product is annotated as putative major facilitator superfamily transporter. Gene Ontology annotation, biological process: transmembrane transport. Gene Ontology annotation, molecular function: transmembrane transporter activity. The transcript is spliced from 5 exons. The coding region runs from base 1 to 1800 and encodes 599 amino acids. The record is from RefSeq and is a predicted model, not a curated record. NCBI's taxonomy places the organism in Eukaryota, Fungi, Ascomycota, Dothideomycetes, Mycosphaerellales, Mycosphaerellaceae.